Molecule: messenger RNA, 3184 nt
Organism: Annulohypoxylon maeteangense
Lineage: Eukaryota; Fungi; Ascomycota; Sordariomycetes; Xylariales; Hypoxylaceae
Exons: 5
Coding region: 485-2437 (650 amino acids)
Source: RefSeq, a predicted model, not a curated record
CCAUCUUCUGCACCGCCCCUCCAUUGACCUGCCCUUUUACUCCUCUUCUCGCCUCGCCGCUCUCCCUCACACCAUUAUACUAAGGCAUUCUACUACUAGUCACUCCUUUUUUUCCAACCCUUAACAAAGCUCUAUUAUAUUGCCACUCUGGUCUAUAACACUGGGAGCUGGCUCUCUUCCAACCUGGACACCACCAGUCUAUGUGAAGCAAGCAUCAACUAGCUUACCUAACGAGUUGUUCUAUCCCCAGUCAACUCAUUACAUUCAUUAAUUAAGACCUUACGCACUCGACCUUGAGCUCAACGCUGCUCGCCAACAUAUACACUCACUUGCUCCCACCCUCGACGUGGGACACCCACAUAACUCUACAUUCCUUCCGAGGUUAAAAUCUCACCAACGUCAUUCGAGAUUAUACUCGACUACCAUUGACCAUCAUACAGUCUAUAAUAGAUCAAAUCACAUUCCUUUCAACACUUAGAUAAUCAUGGACUCAAAUCAGGCGCAACUGAGGCAGCAAAUUCAGGCGCCUACUUUUACGCUUACCUCAAACGAUAAGUACAGCAGAGAGGUUCCGCCACCGCACCCGCCUCCACUGGCUACGAUGAAUAGGAACGAGAUGCCUGUUAAGACAGAGGCUCAUGUGGCACCAACUGGGGUAUGGGCGACGCCAGCACCACAAGAAACACGGCCGAGACCAGCUACUAUCCAUGAAGGAUUCUCAUUCUGCGCCGGAGAUGAAUUUGGCACGAUGCCCUCGUGGGGAACGCCGUCUGGGUUGACGAUUCACACACCAAGCGACACUAUGUCACGACCUGUUUCGAUGCACCAGGACUUUUACCCCGUGACGACAAUGGAUAGCAGCCCAUGGGGACCGAAGCCAUGCGACGAUCAUCUUGAAAUUCCUCACCUAGAUAUGGAUAUGAGCAUUGGACAGGCAUACACAACGGACGAGGCAAUCCCGAUCAUAGAUCUAAGGUACUCUGGUCCUCCGAUGGACCACGAAUCGAUGGGAUUCGAGUCAAGCUUGAACCCCAGACGCAUGUCUGGCUCAUCUUUUACCGUAUCGACAACAGGAAAUCUCUCAGAGAUGCCUUCAUAUGAAGAUUUCUCUGCCGCUUUAUCCGAGGCUCCGUCCUUCACAUCAGACUAUCCGCCACCUUCGAACCGGAACUCCCUCAUGUCUUCAACGCAACUGUCUCCCGUGGCCUCUCCUCGCAUGACUCCUCAAAGCCGCUCUGACCUUGUCCGCACUGCGAGUCGUGGCCGUGGUGCCUCGCCGUCUCCUCGACCAGGAAUGAGAUCUGCCCCCUACAACGUUGAGAAUAGCGCAAGAAACAAGAGAUGGUCUACUGGGUCUUAUGGCACCAACGCGAACCGCCGACCAUCACCUUUCGUUUACCAUCACACACACGAUGCUUUUGGUCCCCGGAUGUCUUCAAGGCACUCAUCUCCUACGAUGCCAAAUCACCCGCUUCCGUUGAACUUUGGAAACCUUCAAGCCGUCCAACAACACCCGUUCCUUGUGUCGCAUCCGCCGGCUUUCCGAAAUAGCAUGCUUCUUCCAACACAGUUACCGUCUCAAUUGCCAUCACAGCAUUUUCACCCCGAAGCUCAUCACUUCGAAACUCCCCCACCUCUGCUGUCUCACGGACUCUUUAGGAUGCUGCAAAGCAACGCUGACCCACAUUCCUUGCAUGGGCAUUACACGGACUUAUCCGAUCCACCAGAUCUAUAUGCCUCCCUGCAGGAAGAACAGGUUCCGCCGCCGCCUGAGGACAUGAAUCCUUCGGAUCCGGACCUCGUUCCUCAUGAGCAAGAACUACGAUUCGAAGGCGACUUGUACACUCCGAAGUGGGUUCGCGGCCACGGAAACAAGAGAGAGGGAUGGUGUGGUAUUUGCAAGCCAGGCCGAUGGCUAGUAUUGAAGAAUUCUGCUUUCUGGUACGACAAGAGUUUCACACACGGUAUCAGUGCGGCUACUGGAAAUCCCUUCCAAGAACCUCAAGAGACAAGGCGAAUGGAUGGUAACCCAGAUGUCUGGGAGGGCCUUUGUGGAAGCUGCAACGAUUGGAUUGCCUUGGUGAGCAGCAAGAAGAAGGGCACAACUUGGUUUAGACACGCGUACAAGUGCCACACGCACCCUAAGAUUAAGGAUGCGCCCAAGAGGCGACGUGAAAGUGGCAACACAAGAGUUGUCGCCGCUUCUCAGAUCACGAAACCUAAGAUCGAGCCUCAGCAACCUGCGACGCCCCAACAAAAAACCACGCCUGUAUCCCUGGCUACAACCCCAGUUCCUAUUCCUAUGCCAACACCUAGCUCUUUAUCGCAUCAGCAUCAACACCAGCAUCAACACCAACACCAACAUGUAGUUCACCCACAGCAACCUACACCAAAAAAGACAUUCCCUCCACUCGACGGGCUAACUAAUAUGAUUUAAGUCAUGUUGAUUUACCCGAGUCUUAUCUUUUCAGAACGAACGUUUCUUAUUAUGUCUGGAUAGAAAAUCUUGGACGAGCAAUGAAACAUUUCCUUGGAUUCCCACCCGUCGAUCUGAAGACGGAUUAUAGACGGACAGCUGGCGCACUCCUGGCGCCAAUCUUCUCACUUAUCCCCUCUCUACGACCAGUCACUGGUCCAAUUUCAUUAAAAUUAUCAACACUAUACCCGAAUAUGGAGGAAUUCUCCCCAGCUAAGAUGCUAUGACGAAUUGAGCACAACUAGUUGAUUUACGACGGAUGGGAUAGACCGGAGGUAUAUCGCGGCGGUUACGACAAACCAAAAAAGAUUGCUUCACUUCGUUGUGCGCUAUUUUCUCACAUAUGGUGUUCCACCACACCAGCCGUUGAUCUUAUAACUUUUGUCUGACUUUCCUCUUUCAAUGUCCAUAUGCAAACAUACAAAGUUUUAUUUUCCUUUUUCUUACUAAUUAAUGUAGAUAGCUCAAUAAGGUGAUACCCUCGGAAAAUAUUGGGGGUGAAACGGAGGGGAACGGGGAUUGGAAAGAGGAGGAAAGGGUCGUUUUUACUCGGGAAUGGGGUGUGGUUGGUUCUCAGUGAGUCUAUAUAGCCCUGCUGGGCAGCGGUAGAAAUUUUUGGGAAGGGGGCACGAACAUUGCGAUAUCCGUAGACCUAGUUAGAUGAUGACGAAUGAUUUCUUAGUACGCAAAAACUUGGUGUUUUUUUCA